This is a messenger RNA of Rhipicephalus sanguineus (brown dog tick), 4032 nucleotides long. RefSeq names its product titin-like. The coding region runs from base 90 to 4004 and encodes 1304 amino acids. Lineage: Eukaryota; Metazoa; Arthropoda; Arachnida; Ixodida; Ixodidae. The record is from RefSeq and is a predicted model, not a curated record. The transcript has 2 exons.
CUAAGACUACCGAGAAACAAAGCAGCGGCACAGUCAGCCGGGCUGUUCGAGGUGUCCUUGGUCUUCUAUGGAAACCAGUCAUCUUCCUGAUGGCAGCAUGCACUGCUAUAGUUGCUGGCCUUGGCAAAUUCUGCAGAUGGCCAACAAAUGAAACAUCUGCUUCUGUUCAUCCAUCACGCAGCCCACCAGAUGUCAUACCAGGAAAGGGAUGUGGAAUGCUGGGAGCAGUGACUGCUAUGCCAGUGAACCUGUACAUGCGUGCCAGGGACUUGUUGGCAGGUUCAUGUCCCAACAGCAGUAAAAGCACCAGUCAGCCACUGCUGGGUUAUUCUGAACAAUCUACAUUGUCUGGAACAGAAAGUCCGACAUCUGAUGAUGCCCUGCUUCCCCAGCUGUUAACAUCUUCUGAUGAAGAAUUUGGUGUUGAUGGUAAAGAAAUAAUUACGGCAGAUGAUAGGGCAACCGAAAAUGGAACACCGGUUGAGGAUGUCAUCAAGUGCCAAAAUACGAGCUUCGUGUCCAAGCAACCCACAAGACCAACCAAGAACAGGGGAACGUCUGCAAAAAAGGAAAACAGGAAAGCUACUUCUACCCAAAAGGCAAAGCCACCUUUUGCAAAACCAAAGCUAAGUCAAACACACCUAAAUGACAACAUGAAGGCUAGACAUGGAUCUCAUGCACAUCAUGAACAGACAGCAAGCACUAAACAAAGAAACACUAUUGCCAAAGGUGUAUUAGCAGGCCCAGCUGAGAAACCAAAGCCUAAAGCUUCUGAAAAAAACAGUACCGAGUUGCAGCGGCCAUCGGAGUUGCCCAGAGAGGCAAGCAAACAGGACAGACACAAAAAGAAUCGGGAGAGUCAGCCAAAGAGGUCAACAGAAUCACUGAAACCGCAUUCUGGGCAACGUAUGAAGCAUGCUGCAAGCUUCGAGGAAAAGACUGUGCUACCUAAUAAACCGUCAUCAGGAGCAGCUCCGUUGAGCAUCCCCGAAAUGCAAAACACAAGCAACAAGCAACCUUUAGGCACUGCUACUUGCUCCACUGCAGGACAAAGCAAUGCCCCUUCACAGAAUAAACCACAACCCAAAUCUGAAGCAAGAAAAGAGAACACUGUGGGCCUUCCAGGAAAGUCAGGCAUACCUGAUAACUUGUCAGCACAAACAAGUUCACUGAAAGUACCUGCACCACAGACCACAAUUGAUGAGCAGCCUCCAGAGACUGGUGCUAGCUUUUGUGAAGUGCCAAGCAUUUCCCCUUAUGGGCACAUGGAUGAACCGCAACCCAAAUUCAAGACGGGUGCAAUGAACAAUGCAGGACUUCAAAAAAAGACUCAAUUAUCUAGCAAGCCACCUACGCAAACAGUCUCACCAAAAUUACUUGCACCAGAGAACACUAGCGAGAAGCAACCGUUAAAGGCGACUACCAGAACUACCAAAUCACAAAACAAAUCACAUAAGCUGACAGACAGACAACCCAAACAUGAGCCAAGAAAGAAACACCCUGUAGGUCUUCACCAAAAAACAGAGCCACCCAAAAAUUUAUCACAAAGCGUAAAACAAAAGGUAUGUGCACCAAAGACAAGCAAGAAGCAGCCUUCAGGGACAACAGCCAGCUCCGAUCAGGAACCAGCAAGCAUAGGACAUAGGCCAAGAAGCAGAAUGCAAAAAAUGUCUGAUCCAAGUAGUGAAAAGCAUCCUGUAAAUGUUCAAGGAAGGACAAGUUUACGUAACAAGUCAUCACAACGAGCUCCGUCAAAUGCUCUGGCACCAAAGAAAACAAGCAACAAACGGCCAUCAAGGACAGCAGACAAAUCUGAUGAUGCACCGAGAAACAUUCCUUCAGAUAGACCGCAACCAAUACAUGAGCCAAGAAGUGGAAAGCUCCCUAGAAACCUUAAAGAAAACAUCAGGUUGCCUAACAAAUUGUCAUCACAGAAGGCUCAAUCAGAUGCACCCACACCAAACAAUACAAGCAACAAGCAGUAUUCUAGAUUAGCACCACGAUCUGACGAGGUGUCGAGCUACAUUCCCUCACGAGAGCCAACAAACAGACCACAACUUAAAUUUGAACAAAAUAAUAAAAAGCACCCUGCAGAUCUUCAAGGAAUUGCAGGGUUAGUUGACAAGCCGGCAUCACAAAUAGCACCAGGAUCGCCUCAGAACACAAGUGACGAUCAGCCUUCACAAAACGACGCCCACAGGUCAAGAAGGGAACACAAGACUCCUAGUGACAGCACUAUGGUGGACGACUCUGCAGACAAGAAAAAACAUACGAAGCCAAAAAAACACCAUCUAACUGCAAACAGAAGCCAGGAAGAACCAAAGGAAGACACAGAAUCGAAAAUAACUGCUGGGAACAAGGUUGCAGAAGCACCGAUUGACGACAAAGACAACCAACAAAAAGACUCCACAAAAGAAACUAAGAAACAAUCAGGGUCUCCAAGAGAUGACCAGGCGGCAUAUGUUACAAAGCCACCCACGAGGUCUUCAGAGAAAAGGAAAGGCCUCAAAGUCGCAGGGCAGAAUUCAGUGCCAGGGCCACAGCAAAUUAACACUCAAGACUCGCAGGACAUGCCGAGUGGCAAGUGGCCACACAUUGUUUCUGCGAGAAUUGAAGGUUUUGGACCAGCCGUAGUAAUUAACGCUCGAAAGAUAGAGCCGCAGAUACCACACAGUCAUAAGGUACCACAUAAAAAGAAAUCGCUGCUGGAUGCAGUCCACAAAAUCAUGGAGGCUUGUGCCAAAAUGACACAUCUCCUUGAAACAAGCAGCACUGAUGAUUCCACAUUUUCUAAAGCAAUAAGCUCGAGUCCGAAUUCCAUCUCUAGAAAACCAAAGUUACACGACGAUAUGACCACAGCCAUUGAAAACUAUGGCACUAGAAACAUGGACUCUGAGGAGCUGCCACCUGUAGAUGAAAAUGAGCAAAAUGACAAAAAUUUUAAUUCUAAGAAAAUUUGCAGGUCUAAUGAGCAAAUGGGUAUCAAGAGUGAUUUCUUUUCUUGGUCAACCGGGUCGAAAACCACACCACCUGUUAAUCUAAACAAGCCGCCACCUAGAGUUGCAGACCAAGGUACCCAGACAGAAGGCAGGUUAAAACAAACCAAAAGUGUGGCAACAGACUGUACAGAUAUUUUACCUGCACCUACUGAAGGCUCAAGCGAACAACAUACAGGUGCUGUCAUCAGCAAUAAAGCCCAGAAAGCUCUGCAGAUAGACUUACCAAAAAAUAAUGUCACUUCACUCGUUCAACUCCUGGAAGGAAAAGCCCAGCAACGAGGCAGUGAUGAACCAGCAUCCCCAAAACAGCUUUCCAAUGUAGCGGGUAUGGGGCAGGGCAAUGGUGUGGCGAAUGCCGACAUCACCAAAAGUGACAACGUGCGACCAUCAGCUGUCGGGGAAGAUGUGCCUUUGCCCUUCCAGAAUAAUGGAAAAGCUACACCCAUAGACCGUCCAAAAACACCGCCUCCAAUAAAACUGCCAAAUGGUAGCCCGCACGUACACUCAAUGGUCAAUUUCUUUCAUCAAAGAUGUGCCAAGCAACAGGAUCAAAGUGAGCCAGCUUCUACAUCAAAAGGAGUUGGAGACCACAAACCAGCAACAUACCACAGUGGUAACAAAACUGAGAAAGCGGAAGUGGUGGACAUAAUAAAGCCAUACCAGCAUACUGGAAAUGCAGAGUCCUCCGAGAUGGCUACACAAACAGCUAUCUCCAAUGGCCAAGGGUCAGUUCUGCAUCUGAACGUGCCAAGAAAUGUACGCUCACUUGUGCAAUUGCUAGAACUGAAUUCCCCAAAAAGAAACAAAACCGUCUCUUAUAAACCAGCUUCCAAGCUCGCACGUACUGCUUUACAAAAAAGAACAAAAAAUGAUGAAAUUAGUAGAAGUGAAGACAUGCAAGCACCUGCCUGCCACAAAGACCAACCAUGGCCUUGCCAGCGUCCCAGGAUGUUCAGGCGUACUGUUUCCACGCCCAAGAAAACACGUGAUGCAACUUUCAGGUAGCUCUUUAUUUAGUCAAUGCACAGUAAUA